This is a messenger RNA of Effrenium voratum, 2293 nucleotides long. NCBI's taxonomy places the organism in Eukaryota, Dinophyceae, Suessiales, Symbiodiniaceae. The record is from the annotation of a GenBank genome assembly.
CCUAAAUAGCUGAGCCAAAUGUACUGGCCAUGGCAGCCGUCAAUGAGCGCUCCUCGGCAGCUCGUAGAAGGCAUCGAUUCAUGACAUCUACCAGCAACUUCUUCGCAGGGAAGGUGCUCAGAAGUUUCACGCUAUGGGUCUUUAUAUUGCCCUGCAUCACUGCACAAGAUAGUGCCAACAACACCACCAACGGAACAAACAGCACUCCAAAUUGUACAGACAACUUCACAGCUGUUAACGUGGCAAACUACACUGGCCUACCACUUUGUCCUGAGGUGCCCCCGCCGCCGUGCUACACGGAUCAUUGCUGGGGAACCAUUGCCAGGGAAGCCAGGAAUUCAUGCAUGGAGUUGACUACAUGGGGUGCUGAUGCCGCCCGCUGCGCCUUUUUCCAGACCUCUGCCUCACAGGCAUGCAACGUUUCGUGUCAGGACUGCGUGUCCAUUGCCUCAGCUAUGUAUGAUGAAUGUCUCUUUACACUGUUAGCGGCCACCGUCAACUACGAUGAUGCGAUACCAACGUGUCAGGCUUUGGCGAGUGAUUUUCAGAAUUUGCGAUGCCCAACGGCAUUGAUCGAUGUAGGCACCUGCUACGGUGCGAACAAUGACGCAUGCCAGGCCGAAUGUGGCAACUGGCAUGCGUGCGAUUGCUGGAAGCUGAGGGGCCAACCUGGAGAGCCUGACCAUUGUGUUGGCGAAACUGUGAUACUGAAUUGGGAGGGCGUGCCGGACAAUUGUGAUGCAAUUCCUCGGAAUUGCUUCAACCAUCGGCCGGGCACAUUCUGCGCCAAAUACAAGCAUUGUCCUGCCAAUCUUUGCAUCAUCAAGGGAGUCACCUGCCCACUCACGGACACUUGCCAGAAUGUUGGUGUGUGUGCACCAGGUGAUGGCCAGUGUUAUUACUCAACGCUCCCAGACGGAACGCCUUGCGAUGACAGUCUUUUCUACACGCACACCGACACUUGUAAAUCGGCGGUCUGCACUGGCAUCGAGGACAAGUGCAUGCGAUACGAUGUCCAGUGCAACACGCUGAACUCGUGCCUGGCGCCAACGACCAAAGUUCGGGGCGCCUGCGACCCGCCGACUGGCAGCUGCGUCUUCGAGGCCCUGCCUGAUGGCACUGCCUGCAGCAGCCAGCCUGGUGGACCCGUUGAUGGCACUUGCGAUGCUGGACUUUGCCGCAGAACAGUCUUGAACAAAUGUGCUGGCAAGAUUUGCGUGAGCACGGACUUUUGCGCAGGGGUGGGUGCCUGUGAUAUGUGGACUGGUGAAUGCGUUUUCAGCCCUGUUGCAGAGGGAGAGGCUUGCGAUGAUGGGAACCCACUGACCUUCAGGGACCGGUGCAUCGAGGGCCAGUGCAUCGGAGACAGUGCCUCCAAGCCCCUCUAUGCUUUCGAGGGAUCCGAGAAAUGUGAAGGCAAAGCUGGCCUGGACACCAACACUCCGCGGUAUUUUGGCAGCGUCCUCACGGAGCAAGAUUGUCAGGAUCAGUGCUCCCAAGACGCAUGGUGCAGGGCAUAUUCGUAUGGCUAUUACAUUUGCUACAUCUACGGAGGCUUCCGCACCAAAGAUCCAGACCCAAUAUACUGGGGCAAGAAGUGGUUGCUACUGGAUCCGGCUGCUCAGCCGGGAGUUCACCACGCGAUCUCAUGCUUCAGCAAGCAGGAUGCCAGCAGACCAGCACCGUUCUUUGACGAGACGGCAGCAUGGUUUGGGCUCACCGUGGUCAUUGUUGUUGUGCUGCCAGCUCUUUGGGGCUUGGCCAUGGUUUGGCGUCAGCUAUCCAGAUCCUUCAGGAACUUGACAGGCUGCUGCGGUGGUCUCAGGGAGGAUGAAGUGUCGUCUUCCAAAGAAGGCUGGUCCAGAAACUCAAGCAAGGAGUAUAUGUCGAGAUCAGUGUCGCAGAUGUCUUUUGGGCAACCAACAUCAAAAGUGCAUAACUCUCAGGAGGCCUAUUUGGAGGAUGAAGAGACCAUGGAUGACCCUUCCGAGAGAAGUUCUUCCAGAACCGAUGAUGCUCUGCCUCCACAUGUUCCUGCCGUGGGAGAUCUAGAACGGGUGAAGUGGAAUCAGGCCCAAGCACCAGAGCAGCCACGAUCUCCCAAUGACCCGCGCGGAGAAGUGGAGUGACUUUCUUCUUCGUGAGCGAUGGAUGCCUUGUUGUGCAGAAUCCAGCGGCUCACGAGCAUCAAGGCAAUUAUUUCUAUGUUCAAAUCCGAUGGUCCUCCAAUGUUCAACAUCAAGGCGCGUUAGUGAAAUGCAACUUGAAUUCUUUUGCCGAAGGCAAAACCCUG